AUGGAUGAAGCGCAGCGUCUACGGAAGCCAGCGGAAACACAGGAAGAGCCAGAGCAGGCUCUUCGGAGAGAAUGCGCAGCGUUGAGUUAUCGCCUGGACACUGCAACAGAUGCUCUAAAGGUGAGAAGGCGGAUGGUAUCAGAGUCACAUGGUGAAGAGGAGUGGCUUCUCAGGAUAACAGACAGAAGUAACCCUGUUAACAUGGCAGAGCUUUCUGCUAGUCCAGAUACUUCGCUCUGCAAGGUCUUAGAGGCUUCGCGUGACUCAAUCUUCGCCCAGCAGCGGUUGGUUCUUGCCAUGGAGGCCGCAGAUGCCGAACAGCGCAAACUAACUUCAAUCAAACAGAGGCUAGAGGAGCACCAGGCAGCAGCAACAGCACUGCGUCUCCAACUGAACAUUUCCUCCGAAGCCCUCGAGCAAUCGCGAUUAGAUGUCGAUUUGCUACUGCGAGUUAAAAGAGGCACUGUUGGAGAGCUUCCUGAUGCAGUUGCACCACUGCAUGAGCCGUUUGACUUCUCUGAUUCAUGCCUUGUUAGCCAGGAAGCAGUAGAUGCCUACAAGCGAGAUAUUAUAUCCGGGGGACGGCAAAAGCUAAAGCUUCUUGAAGCCAUGAAAGUCAGGCACCAACCAAAUGCUUAUUCUUUAGUCGAUGGGACUAAGAGACUACACAUGUGGAUAUUUGUGAAGUCGACGCAUCAGUCUCGUUGGAUGCACAUUGGUACAGGCACUCCGUCGGCAAGUAGAGUCUCUGCAAUGGCGAACAAGGCUACUGGAACUAGAGGCAAUAGAUGUGUCUGA
Molecule: messenger RNA, 798 nt
Organism: Eimeria tenella
Lineage: Eukaryota; Apicomplexa; Conoidasida; Eucoccidiorida; Eimeriidae
Exons: 3
Coding region: 1-798 (265 amino acids)
Source: RefSeq, a predicted model, not a curated record